AUGUUUCAAAUAUUUAGUGGCAGUUCUCGUCGACCAAGACAAGUCAAUCUUUCGGGUCAAAAUCCAGAUCCAUUCGCUGCCAGCUCCUGGAAUACUUCAGCUUCAGCUUCCGGUGCCCAAAAGACAGUGGCACAUGCGCAACAAGAGAGGGAGCACCGUCAGAGAGAAAGAGAGCGACUCAACGCUUCCAAGCAAAUCCAGAGAGUAUGGAGGGGUCACAAAACUAGAACCGAGCUCGCAGAUGCACGACGACGACACUACCAGUCGAUCUACCCCUCUCAAGAAGAAGGGGCCGAUACCUCCGUUCCGGUUGAGCAAAUGAAGCUGUUGAUUGCAUUUUGCAAUACCGAACGAGAAGAUGAUAUAGCUCAAUUGACGGCACUUGGCUGGAAGUUCGUUCAUAAUUAUGAUGCUCAACUCAUAUCCCAAGAUGAAUAUCAACCUUAUUUGUUCAGACUAGCAAAGAUCACACUCAGUGCUCUCAAGCAUUCCUUACCCAGCUACAACACAACCCUAUUCCAGCUUUUGUCCAAGAUAGUAGUCCACAGAAGAGAUAUACUCCCACAUAUUUCAGUUCCUUAUUAUAACUUUCUUUCAGCUGCCGUAGUUGCGAGCAGGCUUUCCGAUGAAUGGCGUGCAAAGCUUAUCUCAGCAGUAGUCUUUCCUCUCGAAGAGCCCCCCUCGGUAGCAACAGAACAAUCCAUUCGACUGUCACUCGAUACGUAUUCCGCCAUGGCAUCUCGAUUUCUUACCACACCAGAUUUGUUUGCUAGGCUAGGAGGUUUAGAUGGCCUCGCAUCUAAGUUGAGUAUCAGUCGUCUAGCUGCAGCUAUAGUUCGUGACUAUUCCAGCAUUCCCACGUCACAGUCAAAUACAGAAGCAAAACUAUGGCUACUUGCCCACUUCAUUGCGAUAUACCAUCUGCGAGAGCAUCGUGAACAAGAACCUGAGCUAUUGAGAGCGUUGUCUCUCCAACUAUCGGCGUGCUCAGUCGAUAUUAUUGGCAGAAUGGAUGGUGUCAAACCAUUAACCAAUACUGCCCAAAAUGAGGAAAGCGAAGAAAGCGAUGAUGUAGCUGGAGUUCGGCUUGUUCAGAACUUGCCUAUAUUCAUUAGCACUCAAUUGAUGUCUCUACUGAAUAAAGAUUCUAUUGCCGGGUUCCUAACCAGAUUUAACAUCGAUUAUGUCAAAGGCUCGACCAUAGGACAAGAAGAUGCAAGCUCUCUAGCGAGUUACGCUCUUACACUGUUGAGAAUAUUCCCAGAUCGUGCUGAUGAAAUUCGAAUGUGGCUUUGUUCCGGCUCUAUGACAACUUCGAAUGGGAAUGAGGUCCUAGCUCUUAAGUUCUUCUGGCAGGCAAUGAGUUCAACUAGCACCUUCAAAGCAAUCAUGGCUGAUUCGAAAGCUGCAUUGGAAAUUCUUCGAUAUCAAAAGCAGCACAGUAAUGAACCGUCUCAAGAAGUUCAAGUAAGAGAUCAAGAAUGGAGAACCAUUCUUCUGUUCUUGGAGCUAUACACGUUCAUUCUGAAAUUCAUAGAUGAUGAGGAUUUUCUAGGCAGCAGCACAGACUCAAGUGAAGCAAGUGGAACUGUUUCUAAGAUUCGAGGAAGUGCACUUCCAUUAGAAGCUGUCGAGAAACUCACACUUUUCCUGAAGAACCUCUCGUUCACUACUUAUUACAAUGCUGCAGAACUUUCUGGUGAUGAUAAGCCUCUAAUGGAAGGUGGUCUCGGCACCUAUUUCGGCGUCAAUAAUCAAUCCGGAAAAGACAAAAUAGAUGUUUCUGACGAGGAACUAACAACAAGCAACUCAAGCUGGCCAUUCGCAGGGAUUUCGGGCAUGACUUUUUACUAUUUGCGAACAAUAGUCAUCGGGGUCAUGCGAAUGAUUUAUGAACGAGAUUCGAGACGACAAUUUCUGCCCAAGGAUCACUGGCUCAUGACGACACGUUUUGACAUGAAAGGCUUUAUUGUUGACGUUAUCAGGGAGGCAGAAAGACGGCAAGAGGUUGGGGACGGUGAAGGCGCUGAAGUCGAGUUUGAGGAGGACGACGCAGACGAGCCAGUUCAGACACUCAAUUUUGUUCGUACAGCUCGGCCGUAUCAAAUGAGACAGCAGGAGAUGAUAAGAAAGCAACAGCAAAAAAUUAAUAAGAGAAAACUUAUGGCUGCUGUUGGGCCACGAAUCGAAGUGUUGCAAAAUAUGCCGUUUAUCAUUCCUUUCGAAACUCGUGUUGAGAUAUUUCGUCAAUUUGUCCUAUUGGAUCAACUCAAGAGACGAUCAGGAGUUGUCGAUCCAGAUUCUUGGCGUAUGCGUGUUGAAGAUUUGGCAAAUAAUCGACAUGCUGCACGAGAAGCUCUUGGCAAGCAUCAUGCACAGAUUCGUCGAGAAAACGUAUUUGAAGAUGCAUUUCGGGCCUUCUAUCCACUUGCAGACGGUCUCAAGGAGCCAAUUCAAAUCACCUUUAUUGAUAGCUUCGGUGCCGUUGAGGCUGGGAUUGAUGGCGGUGGAGUGACGAAAGAGUUUCUCACCAGUGUUACCAACGAAGCAUUUCGCGCCCCCCUAGAUUCUGGUAGUGGUCCAUCUCUGUUUGUGACGAAUGAUCAAAAUCUACUCUACCCCAACCCAACAGCAGUGCAACAAGACCACGAAUUCUUGAGAUCAAAUGAAAUAGACGAAACCAACCCUGACUGGAAGGCAUAUAGUGUACAGUUGCGCAAUCGUAUGCACUUCUUAGGUCGUAUUGUAGGAAAGUGUUUGUACGAAGGAAUUCUUAUCGACAUCAAUUUUGCUGGGUUUUUCCUUCUCAAAUGGUCUGCUGCAUAUUCUGGACCAGAAGCAGCAAGUCGUGCUAAUCUCAACGAUCUACGAGAUCUCGACGAAGGAUUGUAUCAAGGACUCUUAAAACUCAAAAACUAUGCUGGAAAUGUCGAAGACUUCUCGCUCGACUUCACCAUAAUCGACACAAUCCCUAACAGUAUACCAGGCGGCCGUCCCAAAAUCAUCACCCGAGAUCUCAUGCCUAAUGGCUCCAAUAUCACUGUCACAAAUGAGAAUCGUCUCCUAUACAUCGCAUACGUCGUUCGCCACCGUCUCCAAAUCCAACCUUACGAGGUUACUCAGGCUUUCCUACGCGGUCUUGGCCAAAUCAUCAAUCCCUCUUGGCUGAGUAUGUUUAAUCAAGCUGAACUUCAAACACUCAUUGCGGGCGAAACAUCUGAGAUAGACAUCGAUGAUCUGCGCGAUAAUACGCAAUACGGCGGUGUAUAUCAAAUCGGCGACGAUGGACUCGAACACCCAACCAUAGUCAUGUUUUGGGAAGUCAUGGAAGAAUUCCCAGAUGAAGAUAAGAGAAAAGUACUCAAAUAUGUUACGAGUACCCCUAGAGCACCGUUACUAGGGUUUGCACAGUUAAAUCCGCCGUUCAGUAUUAGAGAUAGUAGUGGAGAUGAAGAGAGAUUACCGAGUGCUAGUACGUGUGUUAAUCUGCUGAAGCUGCCGAGGUAUCAGAGCAGAGAGAGGUUGAGGGAAAAGCUGCUGUAUGCGGUUAAUGCUGGAGCGGGAUUUGAUCUUUCGUAG
Messenger RNA from Sclerotinia borealis F-4128, 3579 nucleotides. NCBI's taxonomy places the organism in Eukaryota, Fungi, Ascomycota, Leotiomycetes, Helotiales, Sclerotiniaceae. The record is from the annotation of a GenBank genome assembly.